Hirsutella rhossiliensis is the source of this 1206-nucleotide messenger RNA. Its product is annotated as hhH-GPD superfamily base excision DNA repair protein. Bases 1 to 1206 code for a protein of 401 amino acids. Gene Ontology annotation, biological process: base-excision repair, AP site formation; nucleotide-excision repair; base-excision repair. Gene Ontology annotation, molecular function: DNA-(apurinic or apyrimidinic site) endonuclease activity; DNA binding; oxidized pyrimidine nucleobase lesion DNA N-glycosylase activity. Lineage: Eukaryota; Fungi; Ascomycota; Sordariomycetes; Hypocreales; Ophiocordycipitaceae. The record is from RefSeq and is a predicted model, not a curated record. Gene Ontology annotation, cellular component: nucleus. The transcript is spliced from 2 exons.
AUGCGCUCCUCGAGGAUCUCAAAGGAUACGUCCAAGCUCUUUGACCGCGUCGCAGGCCCAGCAUCCCCGCCCCGGCGCACCACCCGAUCCCUGGCCCGCUUCGCCCUCGCCGCAACAGAGCCAGUGAGCAAGCUUGGCACGCGGCCCCCCGACAUCGAGGAUGGCAUCGGUCCUCCGGCCAAGCGGCGCCGGCGGGCUCUCGACGACUCGGCCGUCAAGUCGGAAGCCGUCGAAGCCGCCCUCGUCGCCGUGUCUGCGCCGCCCCCACCCUCCAAGACCAAGGGCCGGGCGCGCAAGCCGGCGCGCAAGACGACCGACCCCGAUACCGGAGCGGCGACAGUGACGCCCCCGUCUGACUGGGAAGCCAUGUACAGGGCCGUCGAGCGGAUGCGAGCCCCCGGGGGCUUGGCUCACGGGGCGGCCGUGGACACCAUGGGCUGCGAGCGGCUAGCGGACAAGCAAGCGUCGCCCAGGGAGCAGCGGUUCCACACGCUCGUGGCGCUCAUGCUCUCGAGCCAGACAAAGGACACGGUCAAUGCAGUGGCCAUGCACAAGCUCAAGACGGAGCUGCCUGCGCACGAGCCUGGCGCGCCCGUGGGUCUGAACCUCGACAACAUGUUGGCCGUCGAUCCUAAACUGCUGAACCAGCUCAUCUGGGCGGUUGGCUUUCACAACAACAAGACCAAAUUUCUCAAGCAGGCGGCCGUCAUACUGCGCGACAAGUGGGACGGCGACAUUCCGGACAGCAUCGAGGGCCUCACGUCGUUGCCCGGGGUCGGGCCCAAGAUGGCCUACCUGUGCAUGUCGGCAGCCUGGGACGUUACCCUGGGCAUCGGCGUCGACGUGCAUGUGCACCGAAUCACGAACCUAUGGGGGUGGCACAAGACCAAGACGCCCGAGGAGACGCGGCUGGCCCUGGAAUCGUGGCUGCCCCGGGACAGGUGGCGAGAAAUCAAUUGGCUGCUGGUGGGCUUUGGCCAGGAAAUCUGCCGGCCCGUCGGGCGGCGCUGCGGCGACUGCGAUCUCGGCCUCGAGGGGCUCUGCAAGGCUGCCGAGCGCAAAAAGGUGGUCGCAGGUCGCACGAUGAAGACGCAGGUCGAGGCCAAGGUCGAGGGUGGCGGGGGCGUCGAGGUGCAGACGACCGAGACGGUGGUCAAGGAGGACGUGGUCAACCAGAUAGACGCAGUGCUCAAGACGAGCCCGUGA